This is a messenger RNA of Salvelinus namaycush (lake trout), 1257 nucleotides long. RefSeq lists its product as uncharacterized. Gene Ontology annotation, biological process: response to bacterium. The transcript has 8 exons. Lineage: Eukaryota; Metazoa; Chordata; Actinopteri; Salmoniformes; Salmonidae. The record is from RefSeq and is a predicted model, not a curated record. Bases 1 to 1257 code for a protein of 418 amino acids.
AUGGUUACUGAGAUGGGAGGAAUCAUUUACACCCAUGGAGACAGGAGUGAUCAGUGUGAGAAGAGCCCUGAGGCCGAGUCUCCUACACAGAGCUGUGUCUACAAUCUCCCCAAGAGGAACCUCAGCAUCUCUGAUGCUGGGACUUACUACUGUGCUGUGGCCUCAUGUGGGGAGAUACUGUUUGAGAACGGGACCAAGCUGGACAUCGAAGCAGGGACCCCUUCUCAGCACAGCCAGUAUGGGAAUCCUCAUGCCAACACGUCAGACCAACAGUUCCACGGUGACGAUGAUGGCCUGAACUACGCUGCGCUGAUGUUCACUGAAAAGAACAGUACUAGCUCAGGAGACAGAGGAGAGAACAGAGAGAGGAAGAAACCAUCUACUCUGAGCUGUGUCUACAACAUCCCCAAGAGGAACCUCAGCCUCUCUGAUGCUGGGACUUACUACUGUGCUGUGGCCUCAUGUGGGGAGAUACUUUUUGGGAAAGGGACCAAGCUGGAUGUUGAAGCUCAUGCACGAGCUGGGACUGAGCCCUCAGCCAUACAACAGUCGAGUGGUCUCACGUCAGCCAAUGUUGGGGACACAGUGACUUUGCAGUGCUUCUAUGAAGGCGACGUGGCCAUGCAUUUCUCUUGGUACAAGCAACCCUUGGGAGAAAAACCUCAGGUCAUCUCAACAGUCUAUAGGUAUGACGAGGCUCCUACAUUUUACCAUGAAUUCAAGGGUAACCCUCGAUUUUCAGUGCAAAGCGGCCAAGGAAUAAAUCACCUCAGCAUCUCAGACAUAAAUAGCUCGGAUUCAGCCUUGUACUACUGUGGGAGCGCACACUCGAAUGUGUUGGAAUUUGGAAAAGGAACCUUUCUCAAUAUAAAAGAUUCAGGCUCCAACAGCGAGACAGCUGUAGAGCAGUCUGUGUCUGAGUCAGUCCAGCCAGGAGACUCUGUGACUCUGAACUGUACAAUACACAUGGAGACCUGUGCAGGAGAACACAGUGUCUAUUGGUUCAGACGUGGCUCGGGAGAAUCCCGUCCAGGAAUCAUUUACACCCAUGGAGACAGGAGUGAUCAGUGUGAGAAGAGCCCUGAGGCUGGGUCUCCUACACAGAGCUGUGUCUACAACCUCCCCAAGAGGAACCUCAGCCUCUCUGAUGCUGGGACUUACUACUGUGCUGUGGCCUUAUGUGGGGAGAUACUCUUUGGGAAAGGGACCAAGCUGGACAUUCAAGAUCUGUUCAUUGAGAAGCUCAGUGCAGCGUAA